Prunus armeniaca (apricot) is the source of this 1236-nucleotide messenger RNA. Lineage: Eukaryota; Viridiplantae; Streptophyta; Magnoliopsida; Rosales; Rosaceae. The record is from the annotation of a GenBank genome assembly.
AUGGCUAAAGAUUUGGGAUAUGACGAUGGGUAUGAUGUGAGUUUUUAUGGUGAAGAGUUUGGAACUGGUAGACUCAUUCAAAUAAUAUCAGAUAGUUCACUUUUAGCUUGUAUGAGUACGGUACCUAAAAGCAAUAGCAGGGUGAUAGUUUUGUACUUGAAAGUAGUGAGCCUGACUUCAAGCCAAGUGGGGAAUGAUAGCAGUGAUCAAGAAUAUUAUUGUUUUGAGAAUGCUGAUAGCAGUGAUCCAGACUUUGAAGACAGUGACUAUGCACAGAGUGAUGAAGAGAUUGACUUAUUGAAGAAGGAUGAUAAGUGGUUUGAAGGUUAUGUGGAUCAUAGUAUUUUUGACAAUGAUCUUAAUGCAGAGGAAAAUGAUGAGUCAGACAAUGGAGAAGAGUCACCUACACUUACCUGCACAAAUAGUUGUUCAAGUGAAGAUGAUGUAGUGGGUGAACUAAGAAGGAAGGAGAAUAGGAUGUCAAAAGGUGAAGAUUUCAUACCUGAAAUUGAUAUGGCAAACCCAGGUUUCAAAAUAGGUUUAAGGUUUGCAACUGCCGAGUUGUUUAGAAAAGCUGUGAGGAUAUACUCCAUUAAUUGUGAAAAGGAGUUGAUAUUUAUGAAUAAUGACCGUAACAAAAUAAGAGUAUUAAGGCUCAUUCCAAAUUGGACUGCUUCUUCUUUUGUAAAGCAAGUGCACCAAGACUAUGGUUACAGACCAUCUAGAGCAACUGUGUACAGAGCAAGAGCCAUGACAGUUGACAUUGUAGAGGGGUCUUACACCUGCCUGAAGGGAUUUUUAGAUGGUUGUAGGCCUGUGGUUUGCUUGGAUGAGUGUCAUGUCAAAGGGCCUCACCCUGGGCAAGUGCUUUCUGCAAUGGGAGUUGAUGCAAACAACGGAAUGUUUCCACUUGCCUAUGUAGGUAUUGCCUUGAAACAUCAAAUGGAAGCAAUUGCUAGGUCCACAACAGUGCCAUGGUUUCAUGUAGAGAUGAGAAAGAUGUUGCAGUUGUCUAAGCAUGCACAUGAUUGGCUUGUAGAGAAAGAUCUUAGGCAUUGGAGUAGGGCAUAUUUCAAGAGUGAUUCCAAGUGUGACAUGCUUAUGAACAAUCUAUGUGAGGCAUUCAACCGUAGCAUAAUGGAUGCCAGAGACAAGCCUAUUUUGACUAUGCUAGAAAGAAUUUGGUUGUAUAUAAUGUUGUUGAUGGCGGGAAGAAGGGUUUUGUGUGAGAAAUGA